Molecule: messenger RNA, 1732 nt
Organism: Solanum dulcamara
Lineage: Eukaryota; Viridiplantae; Streptophyta; Magnoliopsida; Solanales; Solanaceae
Product: phytolongin Phyl1.1-like
Exons: 1
Coding region: 466-1191 (241 amino acids)
Cellular component (GO): membrane
Source: RefSeq, a predicted model, not a curated record
GACUUGGCAAGUUUCUCUUUUUCUGUCUCAUCAUCAAGUUAAGUCCCACAGUUCACCAUAAUGUGUAUUUUUUUCCCUUUUGUUUCCUGUUUGACCAGAUACUCUGUAUUUUUCCGAUCUGCUUUUUCUCCAAGAUUUGAACUUUUCGUGUUGAGAAACGAUAUGGGUUUGUUCUUCAACACUAAAUAGGUAAAGUGAUGGACUUCAUUCUUGAUUUCCAGUGUUUUGCUGACCACUCAUUUUGGUACUCCACUUCUUUGAAUUUCUCUAUCUUUUGGGGGAUUUUGUAUCUUUAAUUUAUGAAUAGUUUUGACUACUGGUUAUGCUCAAUCUUGAUUGCUUAGGGUUCUUGAAAAAAUCUGAGCUUUUUUGCCUUUUUCACACUUUGCAAUUUGAUUUCACUUUGAGUGACUGACUAGCUAGCUAAUUUCCAUGUGAAUUUGGCUAAUUUUAGUUUACUAGAAGAUGGGUUCAGUCCGAAAAGCAGUUUAUUAUUGUUCAGUAUCUAAAGGAGGUCAACUUAUAUAUGCAUAUAAUGAUGGAGAUCAUGAGAUUGAGAAUUUGGCUGCAUUGUGUUUGGAAAGGGUUCCUCCUUUUCAUAAAUGGUAUUUUCAAACUAUGGCUAAGAAAACUUUUGGGUUUUUGAUGGAAGGUGAAGGGUAUGUUUACUUUGCUAUUGUAGAUGAGGGUCUUGGUAAUGCUAAAGUUCUAAGGUUUCUAGAACAGUUAAAGGAUGAAUUUAGGAAAGUGGCGAAAAAGGGUUCUUGCUGGACUAUGUCGAAUCUAAACUCGCUUUGUUUACAAGGAGAAUUAGUUCCUGUUAUUUCACCAUGUAACAAUGCCACUGGGCAAAUUGAUGGUAAUGCUUCAACAAAUGCCCUGUUAUUGGGAAAGCAAAGUAGACAAGAUAAGAAGAAAAUGAAGGAUCAUGUAAUUGCUAUGAAAGAUGCUGAGUUGGAGGAGGAUCGAAAAUCUACAGAACUAGUAGAUAUGAACUAUCAAGGUACAGCAGUUACUCCAAUUAUGUCACAGAAAGAGUUGUGCUUGGUAAGGAACAUAACAAGCUCUCAAAACUUCCAAAAGAAGUGGUGUCACCAUGUACGCAUUGUCCUUGCCAUUGAUGCCGUGGUAUGUCUUGUGUUGUUUGUGAUCUGGUUAGUUAUUUGUGAAGGUACAAAAUGCCUUCACUAAAGUUGUUCUGUUCUUACCUUAUCUUAAUGCUUGGAGCCAAGGAGGUUAUUUUUCUACCCUUUUGAAAUAUUUCAGCACAGUGUUGCAUUGCGAUAAGCAUUUCCGAAGAAAGUGGAUAAUGAAAUAAACAAAUCAAGCAGCUUUCAUACUUGUAUCAAGUAUGUGUCUCAUCAAAGUAUUGUUAGAAACUCAUUUUUUGUACAGGAAUCACUUUGUUUACCGGUAGAGUAGGGGAUGCAAUAGUUUACAACCGAUGUGAGUCUAACGCUUGUAGCAGCUACUUUACUCCUUGUAACUACCACAUGAGUGCUUCGUUUAAAUAUGUUUGUGUUCUUUUUCUAUUGGAUUGACACGAGUCAGUGGAGAAAUUCGGAGCCGAGCCCAACUAGCUUGGGUUGAGGCAUAGUAGUGCUUGUAGUAGUUUUUCUUACUUUUCGGUUUUUGUUGGCUAUUCUAGCCAUCUAAAGUUUGUUGCAGCUUCAUUGUUACUUCUUGUAGCUACCACAUGAUUGCUUCGUUUAAAUAAUUUUGUGUUCUUUUA